AUGCAACAACCACAACGUACUCCUUACAUAUAUCAAUAUGUACAGCAGCACAACCAACAGCAGCAACAACAGGUCGUACAACAUCCCCAACAGACGACCCAACAACAGACGACCCAACAACAACAGCAACCUGAUAUAAUUGAACAACAGGUCAAUGUGUUGCACGAGAAAUUCAAAGAGUUCUCAAACAAGUAUAUUGGAUCAGAAUGUGUCUUGUAUUAUAAGUUGACACCACCGACUGAUAAGGAGUAUGGUGUGGCAGUGUACGACUUGCAGUACGACCUGCACAUAAAGACUGGCCUGGUGCCAUUUGCCAUGCCACGCCCGGGCCAGGACGUCAAGUCCCUGCCCGCCAACAUGACCAUGAUCUCGGCGUUGCAAUACUUUAUCGAUGGAAUUGGCUGUCUGAUGGCGGGCCGUUCCCAGUGUCCGGCGAUGAACACCAAUCCCGCAGCGUCCAACCCCAUGCGCGCCACCGUCCUGAUGUACAUGGCCAAGGUCAACCUCAUGGUGAGCAAGCUCAACGAACAUCUCCUUAAGCUGCCAAUGCUUUCGUCGUCGUCGCCAACCACAACCGCCGCGAGCAACCCAUUGAUCGACCACUUUAAGCGCGAGUGUGAGGCACUGAAGAAGAUGCAGGCCUACUGCUACGAGAGCGCGCCGGCCGAGCCAACGGUCAAGCACCAGCUGGCGCUGCGUCUCUUCUCACUGUUGCACUGCAGCUACUGGGACAUGCCGUUCCUGGACGACGCCGAGCGUCUCAAGCACUCGUACCCUGUGUACAAGCUGCUGGCCGACGUGGCCAACGAGAAUCCCGCCGAGUCCAAGUUCAUCUACUCGAUGGGAUCGUUCUGCUACUCCUACUUCCAGAUGUACAAGACUGUCUACCACAUCAGCACGCCACAAUUCUUCAACUUCCACACCAAUCCAACAUUCGACCAGACCAUCUACGGUCACAUGCUCACCUAUCUCAAGCAUUCCAAUCAUAGUUUCCAGAGUGAGUUUGAUAGACACGCAAACAAUGCAGAGUAUUGGUUCAUAUAUGCAAAGACAUGUUGUUUGUUAAACUAUGAGGAAAAGGCAUAUAGCUGGAUACAAUUGUUUAUCAAUCAGGCAUGCAAUAGAGUGCAAUUGGCAAAGAUUGUGGACACUGAUCCAGACCUGGUACCAUUCCACACCAAGACAUGGUACAAGGAGAUCAUGAAGUCGAUCGAGGAGGAGGAGGAGAGGAUGCUCCAGCAGCAGAUCGCACAGGAGCAGCAAAAGCAGAUCAUGAUGGAGAAGGUCAUGGCCGACUUUGAGUCUGACCUGAUCAAGUCCGAGCCAGCCGACCACCAAUUCGAGCUGGUUCAAUCAUCACCAGUUGUAGUUGGUAACUCUGGCAACUCUGUACCUGCCGCCAACACUGGCGCCAUCACCAACAACAACACAAACAACAACAAUCAGUACAAUGAGUUCAAACAGAAUAUCAUCGUGGAUGGAUUCUCUCACAAGAACAUGAACAAUGACUCAAUGCUCAUCUCAUCUGUCAUCCUACUCAGUAUGACUCAGCCUCCCGAGGCCAAGGAAGCCGAGCUCGCCAAGAAGAGACUGGGAGAGCGUUUGAACUUGUACAUGUUAAAGAAUAGUAAAGAGAUCCCAGGUGAUGGCAACUGCCAGAUGCAUGCUUUGUCCGAUCAACUCUAUGGUGAUCUGACUCGUAGUCCAGAGAUUAGAAAGACUAUUGUAGAUUGGUUAAGAAAGAAUAAGGACUUUGCUUUCCCCAACGGAGCAACAUUGUGUCAAUUUGUAAAUGGAAGUUGGGAUGACUACUGCAAUGAGAUGUCAAAGAGCGGAAUUUGGGGCGAUCACUUGACAUUGUUAGCAGCGGCAGAGAUUUACAAGGCAAAGAUCAGUAUCAUCUCUUCGGUGGAGAGCACCAGUCAUUUCUUCAUCGAGAUCAUUCCAACCAAGAUUGAGAAUCCCAAAGUAUUACUACUGUCACACUAUGCCGAGUUCCAUUAUGGCUCACUGUGCUUCAUGGCUUAG
This is a messenger RNA of Acytostelium subglobosum LB1, 2028 nucleotides long. RefSeq lists its product as hypothetical. Gene Ontology annotation, biological process: protein deubiquitination. The coding region runs from base 1 to 2028 and encodes 675 amino acids. The transcript has 4 exons. Gene Ontology annotation, molecular function: cysteine-type deubiquitinase activity. NCBI's taxonomy places the organism in Eukaryota, Evosea, Eumycetozoa, Acytosteliales, Acytosteliaceae. The record is from RefSeq and is a predicted model, not a curated record.